Phalacrocorax carbo (great cormorant) is the source of this 2823-nucleotide messenger RNA. The record is from RefSeq and is a predicted model, not a curated record. Lineage: Eukaryota; Metazoa; Chordata; Aves; Suliformes; Phalacrocoracidae.
UGAGAAGGUAAUGGUGGGGAACAAGAAUGACAGCAAACAAGGCAUGCUUCAUACAUUUAAAAACCAUUUAAGGCAUUAAAAGGCACAGAAGAGAUGCAAACAUGAACUUCAUUUACUGCAGCGUGUGGAGGUUCAUAUCGCCCUACAGAGCCCCCCAGAAGGGGCUGUGACAUCUAUUGGUAGACCCACAGGGAGCUGAUGGAGGGGUCGUUGCUUAGGCUUGUACAGGAUAGACUUUCCACGAGCGAGAACUGUGGGCACUUUUUUGACUUUAGUAACACACAGCGUGGAACAGCGAUGUUUCCUCAUGAGAUGGUAUUGGUUUUUCACUGCUGCUACAUUUUACCCUGUACUUGGAUUGAAAAGCAGGAAGCAGUGACCCUUAAGGAUAAAUAGAUGUGGUAAUGUAUAGGUAGUUAUCUUUUUCCAUUAAAUUUCUGUGAGAGAGAUCCAUGACAUAGAUUCCACCAUCUCCAAAAUGUAUCUUUUCGUUCAGUCACACUUAAAUAUCCAUCAGCUAAGCCGUACUUUCUGUAGCAUCUAGUGACAUUCUGCCAAGGGAUUCCCUUGGGGUUCAUGAGCUUGCUUUUAUCAUAGUGUCACUCGAUGCAUCUCCUGCUUUAGAAGUGAAUGCCUUUGUUUUAUUUACAUUAGCACUUGUUUGUGUGAAUGCCUUGGCACAGGCUUAACAUCUGGAGGCUGGGAUCCUGUGACCAGGUUCUGGUUCGUUGCCAUCAUCUCACACGUGUCACAGGGCACCAGCAUUUCCCGUAAGUGCUAAGCCUUUCUUGGUAUGUGUGUCUGAAAUAGUAACCAUCUGAUAUCGCUCUCUUGUAUCUUACCCUGUAUAUGCUGUAGGAAAGUGAGCAUGAUGAAAGCAUUUGGGAGAACAUUAUUCACCAGUUUGACAAACAAGAACCCAUCUGUGAUCUUCAAAAGCUUGCAGGUCGCUUCCUGGGACAACAGCGGCUGAAUGUGCAUCAAAUUUGAAGAAGAUCUAUACAGUACGAACAGUACAGGAUUUCUGGAGUGUGUACAACAACAUUCCUCCUGUGGCAAAUUUGCCUCUGAGAUGUAGCUACCAUUUAAUGCGGGGAGAAAGGCGGCCGCUUUGGGAAGAAGAGAGCAAUGCCAAAGGCGGUAUAUGGAAAAUGAAGGUCCCUAAAGAAAGCACGGCUACAGUUUGGAAAGAGCUACUGUUAGCAACUAUCGGAGAGCAGUUUACAGAUUGUUGUGCAGCAGAUGAUGAAGUAAUAGGGGUUAGCGUCAGCAUUCGUGACCGUGAAGAUGUUGUGCAAGUCUGGAAUGUGAAUGCCUCUUUAGCAAGUGAAGCAAAAGUUUUAGAAAAGAUACAUAAGCUUCUGCCACACACGUCCUUUAAAGCGGUCUUUUAUAAACCACACAGAGAGCAUCAUGCUUUUGAAGGCUGACGUGGAAAACACUGAGCAGUCUGUGCCAAGCUCAUUCAUUGUUAUCUGGUGUUUUGAGAUGGUCUGGACAAGGAGAAGGGUGGAGGGAGCCCUGCAGAAGCCCUACACGCAGCGACCCUUUUGAGUUUCUAACAUUUCAGAUUGGGAAAAUGAGGAAAACCAGGUGCCUUGACUGCUAAAUGUGCAAUUCGUUACUUCUGGUUUGUUUGGUUGUUUGGGUUUUUUUAAAUUUUUCAUUGUUUCUUUGAAAAGAUAUUUUGGCCGCUUGUUUUUUUUCAAUCAGAUUGUAUUUGUUCCUCUUUCACUGGGAUAGCAGGCUUUCAUUUCUUCUGUACUAAGUUAAAUGCAAACGUGCGCAGAGAUGGUAUGCUGCUCUUUCUAGAUUUGCUGUAUGUAGAGGAAUACUGGCUUCGUGAAAUGUGUUUUCAAUUUUCAUUUUAAAACAUUCCUAUCAUGUUAAGAUUUACUCACUGGUUUCAUCCCAAGAGAGAGAGAAAUUGCACUGCGUUUAUUCUAAUAGUCAACAUAAUCUGGUUUUGCACUGACAACAGGACGCAUACUGUAAAGGUAAAUAGUAAAGUGUUCACUAAACGAGUAACUAAAGAGAGCACAUUUAUAUUGGGACUAAACCUCUGUGGGAUGUAGCGAGUGCUUUAAUUGUAGGGAUUUCAGAAGAGCCCCUGUUCAGACUAGAACGAGAGACCUUUCCGUAGGAAACCCUGCAAGCUCCACACCUCUCUCUUAUAUAUAUGAGGGGAUGGGUUUUGAAUGGUUUUGUAUAGUUUCUUAUCAUAUUUCUCUGUACUUUCAUGAUAAAUUGUCAUGAAGCAUUUCUAAGGCAUUAGACUAACUGGAUCCGUCCCUCACGCUUCUGUGAGUACUUUUGGCCUGUGCCUGCACCCACAAAGGUCCGUAUCAGAACUGCUGUUGACUUCAGUGCAAAGGAAGAGAUCCCAUCGUAUGUAGUUUGAAGCCACCAUGACUUCCUAAGUGACCUUUUAAAAAAAGAAAAAAUAGGGAAAAGAAAUGGAUUUUGUGUUGCAGCAUGAAUAUGAAUACAAAAUGUGUUGAUCUUUAGUUGUCGAUACUAAUUAUUUGAGGUGUUGGCUUGUUAGUAUACUAACAAAGAUUGCUUUAGUUCCUUUUACAAGAAGAAGCUGCAAGGAGCGUACACUCCACUGCCCGUUACCUCAUUGUUAAGAGGUUUUUGUUUGGCAACCGUUCAGGUUGCGCUGAUUUCCACAUCUUUAGUGUAGUAAGAGGCAGCCAUUAAAACCAUAUAAAUUUUAAAAUAACAAUCGCACAUUUGCGAUUUUUUUACUGCCUUUGUAUUUAUGAAUUAAAACUGUGCCGUUAAUGAGCAUUAUUAAUUAAAUAAAUUUUCUAAAAUCCA